Pogona vitticeps (central bearded dragon) is the source of this 2553-nucleotide messenger RNA. RefSeq names its product protein phosphatase, Mg2+/Mn2+ dependent 1M (gene PPM1M). Gene Ontology annotation, cellular component: mitochondrion. Lineage: Eukaryota; Metazoa; Chordata; Lepidosauria; Squamata; Agamidae. The record is from RefSeq and is a predicted model, not a curated record. Gene Ontology annotation, biological process: protein dephosphorylation. Gene Ontology annotation, molecular function: [pyruvate dehydrogenase (acetyl-transferring)]-phosphatase activity.
UCGCCCCUCCUUCCGGGCCGCGAACUUCGGGCGAGACCGCGGCCGCGCUCCGCACACACCACUUCGCCUCCCCGGAGCGGAGGAGAGCUGAGCGGGCGAGCGAGGCUGACUGGUCGGUGGGUGCGCCGCCGCCGCCGCCUCCCCUUCCCGGGGGGACUGUGUUUCAUGUCUUCGGACUGGUUCAAGCGGCGUUUCUUGAGUAGCUCCAGCCCGACGAGGCGAGGGAAAGGCGCCCCGCCGCCGCUGCUUCCAGGAGGCGAAGGAGGGUUGCAGCAGCAGCAGCAGCAGGUGCCCCAGCCGCCGGCGCCCCCUCUGCCGUGCAGGCGGCCGAAAUUCCUGCGCGGCGCUUCCUACGUGGAGGAGGAGAGCUUGCCCGACCGGCGGCGCCCCGUCCGCUGCCCGGCCCGGGACAGGCCUCUCCAGUGGCACACCGGCUAUGCGGAAACUAUCAAUGCAGAAAAAUCAGAAUUUAAUGAAGACCAGGCAACAUGCUGCCAGAUCUCCAUCAGGAAGAAGGACUACGGCAAAGAGGAGGACCAAGAGUGGCUGAUUCUGUGCUCAACUGAGUACAUGACUGGCUAUUACUGGGCGUUGUUUGAUGGCCAUGGUGGCCCAGUAGCGUCUGUUUUGGCCUCCAACUACCUGCACUAUUGCAUCAAGCAGAAACUAGAGGAUGUGGUACAAGGCAUUACUGAAGACCGUCCCCCAAUGCACCUCAACGGACAGUGUGUUUGCCAAAGUGAUCCACAGUUUGUGAAAGAAAAGCAGAUUCGUCAGGAAGAUGUGGUAGUUGGAGCUCUGGAGAACGCCUUCCAGGAAUGUGAUGAAGUGAUUGGUCAGGAGAUGGAAACGACCAACCAGCUGGGGGGCUGCACUGCCCUAGCUGCUCUUUAUCUGCAGGGAAAGCUCUAUGUGGCAAAUGCAGGUGACAGCAGGGCACUCCUUGUUCGAAAUCAAAGCAUUGUUCCUUUGAGUACUGAAUUCACACCUGAGACAGAGAGACAGAGAAUCCAGCACCUGGCUUUCCUUUACCCAAAGCUCCUGGCAGAUGAAUUCACACGGUAUGAAUUUCCAAGAAGAUUGAAAGGAGAUGACGUGGGCCAGAAAGUCCUGUACAGAGAUUAUUCCAUGGAAGGCUGGGGAUACAAAACAGUAGUGAAAGAUGACCUCAAGUACCCUCUUAUCCAUGGGCAUGGAAAACAGGCUCGUUUGCUGGGCACCUUGGCUGUGUCUCGAGGCCUGGGAGACCACAAGUUGAAAGUCAUUGAAACAGAUGUGGAAGUCAAGCCUUUCCUCUCUUGCAUUCCUAAGGUGGAAAUAUUUGACCUAACCAGAGAAAACAUUAAGGAAGAUGAUGUCCUCAUCAUGGCAACUGAUGGCCUUUGGGAUGUUAUGUCAAAUGAAGAUGUGACCCAGGUUGUCAGAGAUUUUCUCCACGAUAACACAACUGACCCACACAGAUUUGUAGAGCUGGCCAAAUGUCUGGUACGGAAAGCAAGAGGGAAGAAAGAUGGAUACUACUGGACUAUGGACAAUAAUAUCCCUGCAUCAUAUGAUGACAUUUCUGUUUUCGUAAUUCCACUGUACAAGAAGGAUGAAUACCAAAUGAUGUCUUAACACUCAGUAAAUGGCAGAACUGCAUUUUGGAUAUGCGGGCCAUAUCCAGAUAGAUGCACGACUGUGGAGACUGCACCUUCAUUUUUUUGAAAGCAGCAUCAGAGAAGUCCAUUGAUACAGUUUGAUGCCAUCACUUUAUGUCAGUGACACAGUCCUGGCUUGGCUAUAGCAGAAGAGUAUGGAGUAAAGUAGCAAUCCCCCCUGCCAAAUUCUAUUGUUUGCUCUCCUUCCAAAAGCUGCAUGAAAGUCAGAGGAUGGUGACCCUGGUGAGCUCUAGCUCUGUAAUAAAUUCAGACAUAUAAUUUGAAAAGAUAGCCAUUUCCUUUGGAAUUAAGCUACUGCAAUAUGAAAUAACAAAGAAAAUAAUAUACUGGCAUUUUGAAAUUAUAUGAAAUUACCAUUUUUAUUCAUACAAUUGGAAUGAAGAUUUUGAUAGCAACUCUUUACCUAUUUUAUAAGCUAUUGAUUAGGUUCGUUUUACAUUUUGGCUUUAGCAGUUGUGAAACACCCAGAAAUUAGGGGAUGCCAUGUAGUAUCAAACAAGGGCAGCUGAAUAAUUGUUAACCAAUUGGACAGAACAUAUCAGAGUUGUACAUUCAUUACCACUGAAGGAAAUCAGUGUGUAUCUUGUAUGGUUUUUCCUUGGAUGCAUGCUGAGAACACCUGACUUUUGGGCAGGGUAGGGUUUUGAUCUAAAUUCAGUUAUUAGUUCCAUGUUAAGUAGACUUAUUGAAUCAAUGAGACUUACUUAAAUGUUAACAGAUACCACUCAUUUAGUAGGUCUGCUCUAGUUUGGACAAACAAUUCGUUUAGUCUACUGGCUUUUAUAGUUUGAGGAUUGUCUUUGUAUAUUGUUGACGUGUGUAACUCAUUUGUAUGUUACAUUGCUGUACCACAUGAAAUGUUAAUUUAUUAUAUAAAAUACUACCAAGCUGA